AUGGCCUCCUCCUAUGAUCGAGCGUUGUCUGUCUUCAGUCCCGACGGUCACGUCUUCCAAGUCGAAUAUGCCGGAGAAGCAGUAAAGAGAGGAACCUGCGCCGUCGGUGUCAAAGGUGCCGACGUGGUAGUCCUCGGCUGCGAAAAGCGUUCCGCCAUGAAGCUCCAAGACACCCGCAUCACGCCCUCCAAGAUCGGCCUCAUCGACACCCACGUCUGUCUCGCUUUCGCCGGUCUCAACGCCGACGCCAGAAUUCUCCUCGACAAGGCGCGACUCGAGGCGCAGUCUCAUAGGCUUACGGUGGAGGACCCCGUCACGAUUGAAUACAUCACCAAGUACAUCGCCUCCGUACAGCAGAGGUAUACUCAGAGUGGUGGUGUGCGGCCGUUCGGUAUUAGCAAUCUGGUGGUGGGUUUUGAUAAGGAGAGCAAAGUACCUAGGCUAUACAUGACGGAGCCUUCCGGUAUCUACUCGGCGUGGAAAGCGAAUGCCAUCGGCCGAUCGAGCAAGACUGUACGAGAAUUCCUCGAGCGGAACUACAAGGAGGACAUGGACCGCGAGCAGACCGUCCGACUAGCCAUCAAGUCCCUCCUCGAGGUCGUCCAGACGGGCGCCAAGAACAUCGAGAUUGUCCUCAUGGCGCCCGGAAAGCCCGUUGAGAUGCUCUCGGUUGAGGAGAUUGAAGGUUUCGUCAAGAAUAUUGAGCAGGAGAAGCAAGAGGAAGCGGCGAAGAAGAAGACGGGCAGGACCCCAGGAACCGGAAGCGCCACAAUUCUCACGAGGGGACAGGAGGAGUCUUGA
Messenger RNA from Scedosporium apiospermum, 801 nucleotides. RefSeq lists its product as uncharacterized. Gene Ontology annotation, cellular component: proteasome core complex, alpha-subunit complex; nucleus; proteasome core complex. The record is from RefSeq and is a predicted model, not a curated record. The transcript has 5 exons. NCBI's taxonomy places the organism in Eukaryota, Fungi, Ascomycota, Sordariomycetes, Microascales, Microascaceae. Bases 1 to 801 code for a protein of 266 amino acids. Gene Ontology annotation, biological process: ubiquitin-dependent protein catabolic process.